Molecule: messenger RNA, 1077 nt
Organism: Xenopus laevis (African clawed frog)
Lineage: Eukaryota; Metazoa; Chordata; Amphibia; Anura; Pipidae
Product: cytochrome c oxidase assembly factor 4 homolog, mitochondrial
Exons: 2
Coding region: 700-954 (84 amino acids)
Source: RefSeq, a predicted model, not a curated record
UAGGAGAGUGCUCCGUUGCUGGAGGGACAAUAACAAGAGGAGGGUUAUUAUGUGUGAGGCAACAGAAGUGACAAGUGCAGCACUCGGGCAGCUCAGUGUCGGCUCCUCUAGUGAAUAUUCUCUCUCUACUCACAGCCGGGACACUGGCACAAGUGUAACACAAGAAGCACAACUGCCCGUCACUGACACUUCCGCCCGCACUUCCCUCACUACAGGAGCCGGCAGGGGUCAGUCCUGGGAAUUCGACCAAUGAGCGAGCAGUUUCCCUUUAGAGGGAGUUCGAGCCGGAAUUAGAGAAGGAAGGAGAAUAGAGGCGGAUGUAGCAGGGCUCCGGCUAUAGUUAGUCACUGGCAAACACUUCCCAAUGCUCCUCAUUCCCAAACUCGACUCCUCAGUGUUGGGCAGGUGGGACGUAUUAUUGCCGCUCUGUUUCCGUCACGGCCGAGUCCCACAAGCAGCUCAGCCUCAAUACCCCGCGCUAUCCACAUUCCCGUCUGCAACAUAAUCACGAACGUGAGGAGAAACUACUGCCCGCCCACAGUUCUGACUCCACCCCCUAAAUACGUGUUUCCGGUAACAGAGACGUCUGAGGGGUGAGCCAAUACCCUGCGUGAGGGGCGGGGCUACAGCUUGAAGCAGGAAGUGAAGCUGAAGGUCUGAGCUUGGAGAUCAGAGGGACGGAGAGAGAUCAGAGAUAAGAUGUCCUCUCCCACCCCUCAACCCCAUAACCGCAGCCGAAAGGCGGACGAUGAAGAGGACCCCCUGGAGCACAUGAUUGGCCGGACAGGGUGCGCGUGGGCUCAUUACGCUGUACAGGAAUGCAUGGCGGAGCAGCAGGACUGGAGGAAAUGCCAGACACACGUGCAGAGCUUUAAGGACUGUAUGCAAGCCUAUCAGCAGCAGCGGGCAGCACAACUGCACAAACUGAGGCACAGCAGCAGCAGCAGCACAUGAACUCCUAAGUGCCCCGCUGUACUGCCCAACUGCACUGACUGACUGGCCAAUGAGACGCCUGCAUUUUAUACUGCUGUGUAAUAAUAAUUGUGUGUGUGCAAUAAACUUACCCUUUCCUACUCA